CAGGAGAGUAUGCUAAAUGGAAGAGAUGUGUUUUCAAAGAUUUUUUGAACACAUCCAAGGUGGAACUAAGGCGAAUCUCUUUCAGAAGUUUAUUCCAGUAAUUUGGAGCAACCUCUGUGAAGGAUCUUUGAAUGAGGAAACUCCUUUCAGACUGCUCACAGUAAGAAUAAUAAGAGCCAGAAACAUCCAGAAGGCAGACACAUUUACUGAAAGUGAUUGCUAUAUUUCUCUGUGGCUACCAACUGCUUCAAGUGAAACUGUCCGGACCAAAACAAUUCCCAACUCAAAAAAUCCAUUAUGGAAUCAAGCUUUCACCUACAGAAUUGACAGUCGGGUAAAGAAUAUAUUGAAUCUGAAAAUCUAUGAUGAAGAUUUGUUCACCAAAGAUGAUCACCUCUACACAGUUCUCUUUGAUAUUGGUAAACUUCAAACUGGACAAACUAGUCGUGUGAACUUCAAACUCAAUCCACAAACAAAUGAAGAACUAGAUGUAGAAUUCACAUUACGGAGCAUCCAAGAUCAUCCUGAAAACAUCCUUACAAAUGGAACAGUGGUGUCUCGUGAAGUCUCACACCUGGAAGUUACAGUGGAUCUUGAGAAGCUGAAGCAACAAUACACAAGUGAGGCCAUUGCAUCAUUAACUGAAGGUGAUCUGACUUUUACAGUCAAAGGUGCCUAUGAGGAAACACAGAAGAUCCCACGGCCGCCUGCCUGCCUUGGUAAAAGAGUUGUCCUUCACUUUCACUGUGUAAAGAAUCUUCAAUCAAUUGAAAUUACACUGCCUAACGAAGCACAAUGGUCAAACCUAACUUCAUUUAAAGAAAAUUCAGAAAGUAAUUCCACUAUGAUUAUACCUUUGACUGAGCUUCCCAUACAAGAGAAAAUAACAAUAGCAGGGAGUGAAACAGUUGAUCUGCAUGUGAAGGCAAGAGACUGGACAAAAGACCUAGAUGUGCGCUUAGGAUAUGAUUUGUGUUCUCAAGAAAAGCAUUUCCUAAAGAAGAGGAGGAAAUAUGUUGCUGCUGCAGUAAAGAAGGCAGUUCAUCUGCAGGAAGAAUUGCAAGAUGAUGAAGUACCUGUGGUGGCAAUCAUGACAACAGGUGGUGGAAUCAGGUCAUUUACAGCAAUGUAUGGAAGCCUUCUGGGUUUGCAGAAGCUGAACUUGUUGGACAGUAUUACAUAUCUCACGGGUUUAUCUGGCACAACAUGGACUAUGGGGAAAUUGUAUGAAGAUCCUGACUGGUCACAUACGUACAUGGAGGAAGCCAUUAAUAAAGCACAGAAGCAAGUGACAAAGUGCAAGCUGAGCUGUUUUUCUGUGGAUAAUCUGAAAUAUUAUUAUCAUGAACUGAAACAGAGAACUGAGGAGGGCUACGACACUUCAUUUAUAGAUCUCUGGGGACUUGUUGUUGAGUCCAUGUUAAAUGAUGGGAGAGACAAUCAUAUACUCUCAAAUGAGCAACUGGCUGUGUGUCAGGGUCAGAAUCCUUUACCCAUUUACUUGGCCGUCAGUCUCAAAAAAGAGUAUAGCGCACAGGAUUUUAGAGAAUGGGUGGAGUUCACACCUUAUGAAGUGGGAAGCUUCAAAUAUGGAGCAUACAUUCGUGUAGAAGAUUUUGGCAGUGACUUCUUCAUGGGACGAGUGAUGAAGAGGCUCCCAGAAAUGCGGAUCUGCUACAUGCAAGGCAUGUGGAGCAGUAUUUUUUCCUUGGAUUUCAUGUUUUUCUGGCACUUGGCCACUAAUUCAGAAGACUUCUGGCACAAAUGGACAAGAGAUAGAAUAGAAGACAUUGAUGAUUCUCUUAUAUCUUCAGAUCCAUACAGUCUGGAAACUCGGCUAGUCACACCCCCAGGUCGCCUUGCUUCUGCUCUCCGAGACGUCUUAACAGGACGCCCAACAAUGGCAGAGUAUCCCAAUUUCCUGAGGGGCUUCCAGUUAAAUGAUGAAUAUUUGGAGAAUAAGCAAUUUUCUACAUGGAAAGACACUGUGGUGGAUACUCAACCUGACAAACUAAUGGAAACAGCAGAACAACCUCUGUCUCUGGUUGAUACUGGGUUCUUCAUCAAUACUAGCUACCCACCUCUUCUGAUACCAGAAAGAAAAGUGGAUGUUAUAUUACAUUUAAAUUACUCGGGAGGUGUACAGACCAAGAAUCUGGACCAGUUUUCAGUAUAUGCUGCUGAGCAGGGAAUCCCAUUCCCCAAAAUAGAGAUCAGUGAAGAAGACAGGAGAACCAACCUAAAGGAGUGCUAUGUGUUUGAAGAUAAAGAAAAUGUAGAUGUUCCAACAGUGCUCUUUUUCCCUUUAACAAAUGAUACCUUCAGGAAAUACUCAGAACCUGGUGUGGAGCGCACCCCAGAAAAUAUGGAAGAAGGCAAUGUAGAUGUUUCCACUAUAUUUUCCCCAUUUACUACAAGGGAGGUCUGCUUCUCAAAGGCAAAUUUUGGCAGAUUGGUAAAUCUGACUGAAUACAACAUUCUAAACAAUGAAAAGAAGAUUAUUGAAGCUUUGCGUGUAGCAGUAAAACGGAGAAAACAGAAGAAGUCAUGAUUCCCUGUCCUGAAAGUUUACAUCUGCAGUUGUAAACACACUUUGAACUCAGAGAUUUCUGAAUAAACAUAUGGAGGAUUAUGAUGUUAAUGAGUUUGACUGAUAGACUGAUAAAUAAAGCUUUAACUCUUAAUUUAAAUUAGUCCUCUGCAUUGUGUAGUAGAGAUUGUUGAUUGCAUACAUCUGGUACUGCUUUCCC
Sceloporus undulatus (fence lizard) is the source of this 2750-nucleotide messenger RNA. Its product is annotated as cytosolic phospholipase A2 epsilon-like. NCBI's taxonomy places the organism in Eukaryota, Metazoa, Chordata, Lepidosauria, Squamata, Phrynosomatidae. The record is from RefSeq and is a predicted model, not a curated record. Gene Ontology annotation, molecular function: calcium-dependent phospholipid binding; calcium ion binding. Gene Ontology annotation, biological process: glycerophospholipid catabolic process. Gene Ontology annotation, cellular component: cytosol.